This is a messenger RNA of Suillus fuscotomentosus, 1611 nucleotides long. RefSeq lists its product as uncharacterized. The record is from RefSeq and is a predicted model, not a curated record. Lineage: Eukaryota; Fungi; Basidiomycota; Agaricomycetes; Boletales; Suillaceae. Bases 1 to 1611 code for a protein of 536 amino acids. The transcript has 3 exons.
AUGCCACCUCCACCAGUUCCCGUCAAGAACACCAUCAAUGAAGUUGAAGCAUUGGCUCGCAAGAUGCAUGGCCUUGACAUUGGUGAUGUCGCAUACUUGGGCUGUUAUACUCGGCUGGUUUGCCUAGCACCAGCAGCCGCGCAAGCCUGGGCACCUCCAAAAUCCAGACAAGUUGUCAAUACACCUGCCCCAGUCCACAUACUACCUCCUACAUGUUCUGUCUCUAUUCCGGCUCCUCCUGUCACGACUCCCACUCUCCCUGCCUCAAUUCCUGCUUCAUCCCAGCCUGUGGAACCUGUGACUACCGAAAUAAAGAAAGAACCAGCCUUUCGGUAUGAGUCUAAGGCAAACUCACCGGAUGCAGCGAAACGACUCUAUGAGACAAUCCUUGGCACCACCAUUCCUCACUUGACGAUAUCUGAGCUCCUCUCAAUCAGCCCUGAAUUGCGAAAGGAAGCAGUUGAGCACUCCCGCUCAAAGGCUCUCGUCGCAACAUCCAGUACACCCCCCCUGCAGAUCGAGCAUGUGACACCAUUACAUGAAAUUCACGUAACACUAAACGGAACGCACUCAGAACUAGUGUUGUUGGAUGAAGGACCUGAGAUUGUCAUUAUUCGACAAGAUGUCUGGGAGAAGACCAAUGCACCUAUCAAUCAAGACGUCCAGAUGCGCAUGCAGACCGCAAAUGGGAGCUCACAGGAAAUGGCCGGAUGCUUGGAGAUGUUGGAAAUAGAUGUAGAAGGCAUCAAGACCUGGGCUCAUGCCUACAUAGUACCAGAAGCUCCUUACUGUUUGCUUUUAGGACGACCCUGGCAGUGUCUUGUUUGUCUUUCAAAAACCAAAGACACUGAUAAUGUCCAUGUAUCAGUUCAUGACCCAAGGGAUCCCAAUAACUCGCAAACCAUCAAAACGACUCCUCGUCCCUGGGCCCACCCAUCCCUUGCAUUAAUCACAUCAAUGUUCUCCCCCAUUACUUCCUUUCUGUCAUCCUCGUUGACAAGCUCGACGGAUAUUUAUCAUACCACCCUGCCUACUAGUUCUACCAAUAUACAUCAUCCUUCCUCUCUGACCAAUUCUACCAAUAUCUAUCAUACUAUUCCCCCCAUCAUCUCUUCAAAUACCUCCUCACACUCCCUAUCAACGACUCGUCUAAUAACGCCUAUUCCUAUAUCCCGUCUUGUCUUCUCAUCCUUUGCCGAAUUCCUUCUCCAAUCAUACUUCGACAUUGAUCCAGUCUGUCGCACCUUCGCCUAUAAGAAGGUCGUGAAUAAGGUAAAGCCGGUGGCAACGACAAUGCCAGCACACAUGCGGAUCAUCCAUCGUUUUCCAGAAGACCCUCUCGCAUCUUUGCCAUUGCUUUCCCGCACACCCCCAGCCUUCAUACCCAGCACUCGUCUUACCCAAGAACAAAUGAACAAGCUCAGAGUCUUCAAGAACGAGUUCCUUCUUCCUGAAGAAUGGAAACUCACUGCUCACAUUCUGAUGAACAACGAGCUUGUGCUUGCCUGGGAUGAGAACGCUUCUGGGACGAUUAUUUCCACCCAUCAUUAUACCCACUAUAGAACAUAUGCCAUGGACUCACUGCCAACCUCCAAUUCCCUCAGGUAUUAA